GCCAACGUUCCCAUUUUUCAAAUCUUGCAACAUUAUAGGAGAUAUGACACUAAUCUUUUGCUAAGUGGAUGAGGCCGAUGCGAUCAACAUGAGCUCCGCUUGAGUGUGAAUUAGAACUUACUUCAUCCAUGACCCCUCCUCCACAUUGUCCCUUCUGUCCUUGCCCGGUAGUCCAACGUGGCCAGGUGAACGUAGGCUGGAAUGACGACAGAUUGGCCGUACAGACUGACGGAUUACGCAUUAGCCGCAAGAAGCUCAGAGUCUUUGCCACAAACAAACGCAGGUGUAUACUGCCUCAGAGGCAAGGGGACCUUGUUUUUACCGUACACAGGAGCCAGCAGCAUGAUGCUGGGGAAACGACAAGUCCGCACAGGGAACCAGCAGUAGAAUCAAGAGGAUUUAACUCAUGGAUGGCAAGACUGAGGGCAGUUUUUCUCUGGCUACAAUGGAGGUAUGGAGCUCCUCUGCAUCCGAGGAGGAGGAAGAAGAGAGGAGCACUGCCGGUUUUGUGCUGGAGGACAAAACAUGCCACAACAACUACAACAACAACAACAAUAACAACAACAAUAACCUUUGCAGGGAGGUGAAGCAAGUGCUGUGCUCAGACAGAGUUGGCCAGGUCACCAAGACAUAUCAUGACAUUAAGGCAGUCACACACCUCCUGGAGGAGAAAGAGCGGGAUCUUGAGUUAGCAGCGCGGAUUGGUCAGUCGCUCCUGAAACAAAAUCAAGAACUGACGACCCGAAAUGGAUUACUGGAUGAACAGCUCGAGAGUGCAAAGGAGGAGAUUGCUCAACUGCGUCAUGAGCUUUCAAUGCGUGAUGACCUCCUUCAGUUCUACGCAAGCACGGAGGAGAUAGAAAAUGCUGAAUCACACUCACCAAUAAAACGAAAUGAAUCAAGCAGUUCUCUCAGCAACCUUGUCCACUAUGACUUCAUGCAGCAGAAACUGAAAUGUUUAGAGGACGAGAACCGCAAACUUCGACUGGAGGCAAGUGAGCUCUGCACUGAGACCACCAACUAUGAGGAACAAGAGCAGGAGCUGAUGAUGGUGUGUGUGGAGGAGCUGUCCUCUGUCAACAAGCAGGUUGUGGACCUAUCCGAUGAGUUAGCGCGCAAAGUAGAAGACUCUUUUCGCCAACAGGAGGAAAUCAGCAUGCUUCUUGCCCAGAUUGUUGACUUGCAGACCCGCUGCAAACGUCUUUCCAAUGAGAAUGAGGAGCUGAAUCAACAUCUGAGUGUCUCCCGUGAGAAUAACCUGAAAAUGCAAUCUGAGCUGAAGGACCUGCGGGACAAGUACUCCCAGUGUGAGGACAUGCUCCACGAGGCUCGAGAGGACAUCAAAAAUCUGCGAAAUAAAAGUCUCCCCAACAGUACUGUACAGCGCUACACUGCUCUGGCGUCUGUCCUCCCCAUGGACAGCCUGGCAGCAGAAAUAGAGGGCACCUUCCGUAAAGGCUUGGACACGCCUGCAUCGUCGGAAUACAAAACCCACCCGAGGCGUGUGUUUGAAACUGUGCGCGUGGUCAACAGGUCGGUGAGGCUGCGUUCUCUGUGCCACUCUCCGGGCUUUCCGGGUUCUAGCCCGGUGUCCCUGCGCUCCAGCUGUACCAGCACCCCCCGGACCAGUUACUACGGCUCUGACAACACCAGUCUUACACUAGAGGAAAAGCCCAGCUCUAGUCCAGCCCAGAAAGAAGAUGGCCUCAGUGGGCCAAAGCGACUGGGCCAGCCAGGCACUCCGGGAGGCCAGGACCUUGAAGCCGCCUUGCGCAGCUUGUCAGCUCGCCAGCAGAACCAUUCUUCUGAGCGGCCUUUCUUCGAUGUGGAGCGUGAGCGGAAACUGCGUGCCUUGGCCGCAAACAGCGAAGGGGAUGAGGGUUCUAGUGGCUUCUUGACACCAAAUGACAGCCUGGCCUCCAGUCCAGUGGCAUCAACUGGCACCAACUACUCCAAUGGAAGCUCCCGUCACUCCUGUGACUCCUCGGGAUCCAGGUCAUACCUGCCCGACCGCUUGCAGAUCGUCAAACCUCUGGAAGGCUCAGUGACUCUGCACCAGUGGCAGCAGCUGGCCAUACCAAACCUGGGGGGUAUCCUACACCCUCGUCCUGGUGUCCUGACAAAGGACUUCAGGGAACUAGAAGUGGACAUACAGCACGUCUACAGUCUGAAUGACCUGGAGGAGGAUGAACCUGACCUGUCGCUGCUCUCAGGAGCUCACAGCAUGGUGUCUCCGUCGGGUCCCAGCCUGCCUCAGACCUUUCCCACUCCCACCACCACCGACUGCCAAGUCCCCGCACUAUCCCUCCUCAACCCCUCAGUCCCCUUUAGCCAUCACCCUAUCGGCCUGCCAUUAUGUCCGAACUGUGAGCACAUGAAUGCUUCACCUGUUUCUGGCCAGCGGCACUUUGGCCUCAAAGGCCGCCCCACCCCAAACGUAAGCCGGUCAUCACCGGGACUCCUGCAGCUUCUGGAAGAACGAGGUAUCUCUGCCUGCUUUUGUCCUCGCAAACACAUACGCUGCAUCCACAGCACUGAGCCUCAGCUCUCCAGCGCCGUCGACACAAACGGGUGCUCAUGCACGAACACAGGUGGGACAAGCAACAUUUUCAGCUUGAACAUAGUUGAGAAGCUUCAGCGUCUCAGGCUGCACAGAGUGACCGCCUGGGGGAAGAUGAGUCGUGUGGGCAAAGUCGAAGGAAUCCCUGCGAUGUUCACCUGAUGUUUUGAACGUCUCACACUGCUGUUUGCCCAUUGCACACGUGUCCGUGUGUGUAUGUGUCCUGUGUCGUGGCAACAUGCGUUCUCCUCUAUGUUCAUCUCAGGACAAUCAUUCAAUGUCAUGCUGCUUAAUUGCGGCAACAGCUUCUUUUUACACACAAGUAUGAAACUCCAAGAAAACUGAACUAAUCUUUUUUUUUUUUUUUUUAUACCAUAUGUUGUAUAGGUUAUUUAAACUUUCAGGUUGAAAAUAUUGUAUGUUGUUGAUGUAAAUUUCAUGCAGUAAUUUAUUUCUGGCAGACUAAUGAAUUUUCAAAUUGCACUGAAACACAUUCUGGUCUUCCUUAUUACCUGCUGUAUUGAUAAAACACACAUUGUAUAUAACAUGAUCUAGUAUCAUUAAAUUAACGCAACUAGAUGACGAUGCACUGAGAGGACGAAACAGUGACUGCACUAAUUAAUGCCAUUGUUGUUCACGUUUUGCUGUUUUCACAUCGCAAAUGUUUUUGGGACAUCAAAACACUGAUUUUAAAUCGAAUGAAUGUUGUUUAAGACAAAACAAUAGUAUUCAAGGCAUCAUAGGGACUUUCAUUCUACACUGAGUAAAAAAAA
This is a messenger RNA of Hippocampus comes (tiger tail seahorse), 3333 nucleotides long. It is a transcript of the gene hap1, whose product is annotated as huntingtin associated protein 1. Gene Ontology annotation, molecular function: myosin binding; signaling receptor binding. Gene Ontology annotation, biological process: vesicle transport along microtubule; neurotrophin TRK receptor signaling pathway; neurogenesis. NCBI's taxonomy places the organism in Eukaryota, Metazoa, Chordata, Actinopteri, Syngnathiformes, Syngnathidae. The record is from RefSeq and is a predicted model, not a curated record. Gene Ontology annotation, cellular component: mitochondrion; cytoplasmic vesicle; dendrite.